Messenger RNA from Verticillium nonalfalfae, 2430 nucleotides. RefSeq lists its product as uncharacterized. The coding region runs from base 1 to 2430 and encodes 809 amino acids. Gene Ontology annotation, cellular component: telomerase holoenzyme complex. Gene Ontology annotation, molecular function: protein binding; telomeric repeat DNA binding; telomerase RNA binding. The transcript has 2 exons. The record is from RefSeq and is a predicted model, not a curated record. Lineage: Eukaryota; Fungi; Ascomycota; Sordariomycetes; Glomerellales; Plectosphaerellaceae. Gene Ontology annotation, biological process: nuclear-transcribed mRNA catabolic process, nonsense-mediated decay.
AUGGUGCCAGAGGGUGGUGAUGUGGCCGACGUUGACCGCGCCAAGAUGGCGAGAAAGCAUCAUCAACAAACGCUCGAGAAGAACAACGCAGUCUCCACUUCCACUGAGGGGCCAAGUACCGGCCGCCGCGGCAACGCCGCGACGUCGAAAGCACAGAAUCCAUCGACUUCGCGCGUAGGUGCCCGAUCAUCAACGACAAGCCGGCCCGAAGACGGCGGUCGUCCCUCGGGCCGCAGGGCCGCCGCCGCCGUCCCGGGGUCCAAGGUGACCCCAGGCUCCCCAUCAGCCUCCGUCCGGCCUGGGCAAGCGCCGACGCCAGCACCACAGGCCAGCCUGGACCGGACCCCAGUCUCUCCCACGCAGAGCCUCAAAAGGUACAGCUCGGGUGAGCACAGUCCGCCUAGGCGCUCCAAGGCCCGUCCCUCUCACUCGGCCACGGCCUCGGCCUCGGCCCCGGCCGCCCCUGAUGACGUAUCGAGACCCAAGUCGACCAGGACUCUGUGGAACCCCGACACCAGUCAGCCCAACCCGAGCCCCAGGGCAGGUGCAGGGGGGGCCAGAGGAGGGCGAGGGACAGGAGGAGGCACGGCUACCCACGCCCAGGGUCCCAAGGGCAAGGCACAUCAGUCCAAUGCAUCGACCAACAAGACGGCUCGCCCGGCUUCCUCCUCUGGCAAUCCACCUCCCCAGCACCCACAGGACGAUGCUCGCGGCACCCCCGCCAGCAAGAAGAAAGACGACGCGCUCACCAUCAUCAAACAGCCCGAGACACGGCCCAUCAGCCAGGAGCAACUUGUCGCCGAAGUCAAGGGCAUUUACGCCGGCCUCGUCAUGGUGGAGAGCAAGUGUAUCGAAGUCGACAACUUGCAGAACACAAAAGAAGGCACCGUCCCCCUCAAUGACGAACAAUGGCAGGCCCUCAUCGCCCUGCAUCGAACCUUGCUCCACGAACACCACGACUUCUUUCUGGCCAGCCAGCACCCUUCGGCGAACAACGCCCUGCGGGCCUUGGCCGAACGCUACGCCAUGCCCGCCAGGAUGUGGCGGCACGGCAUCCACUCCUUUCUCGAGCUGCUGCGGCACCGUCUACCAGACUCGCUCGAACACAUGCUGUCGUUCAUCUAUCUGGCGUACAGCAUGAUGGCUCUCCUGUACGAGACUGUCCCCAAGUUUGAGGACACGUGGAUCGAGUGUCUCGGCGACCUGGGACGGUACCGCAUGGCCAUCGAGGACGACAGCAUGGCCGACAGGGAGGUCUGGACUGCCGUCAGCCGUCACUGGUACAGCAAGGCAUCCGACAAGUCGCCGACGACCGGCCGGCUGUACCAUCAUCUUGCCAUUCUUUCUCGGCCCAACGUUCUGCGCCAGCUGUUUUACUACUCCAAGUCCUUGGUCGUUCCGACCCCCUUUGUGAGCGCUCGCGAGUCCAUCUUGACGCUCUUCGACCCUGUUCUGUCCGAACAGUCUGGCCAGUCCGGCAAGCCUGGCCGCCUGCAUGAGCUUGAUAUGCAUUUCGUCUGCCUCCACGCUGUCCUUUUCAAAGGCACAGAGCAGGAGAGGUUCCAGCCCGCCUUCGACAGCUUCAUCGGCGGUCUCGAUAUCCAGAUCGCGAGGUAUUCCCGCCGCUGGCUGGAGCCAGGUUACUACAUCGGCAUCUCGAACACAUGCGCUCUGCUCAACUACGGCGACCCCUCCAGCACGCUUCUGCGUGCCAUGGAGGGCGAUCCGUCGGCGGACUACCCGAUGGAGGCGCCUGAGGAUGACGAUCGCUUUGAGAAGGCUCUCCAGCUGAACUACCGAACCCAUCGAGUGGUGUGGCGCCGGUUCGGUGACCCUAGCAUCCUUGCCUACCUUCACACAACCCUCGUUCCGAUCUAUCAUCUCAUACGUUCGCGGAACACCAUUGGCAGGCUGGAGGCCAGCAUUCCGUGGAAGCUCCUGUCAGUUCAGCUCAAUACUAUUAUUGCAGCGUCUGGCAACACCAUACGUUUUGAGGACCAUGAAUUCCCAGGGCCGAUCAAGGGCGAGCCGCCUCGUCCGCUACCUGAAGACUUCGCCAUGCGUGGUAUGAUUUGGACCAAUACAUACUUCCCAACGAAAUGGUUCUCCAACGAUAAAAUCGACGAUGACGAAAAGUACUUUGAGGUUGCGUCCAUGACGGAGGAGAGACGCAUCCGGAUAUUGUGGAUUGGCUGCCAGAUUGCGCGGCGCGAGCGAUGGCUGCACUAUGAUUUCGAGACGCAUCAAUUUGCGGUAUCGCCCGAGUAUGACGAGAACAUCGAUGAGCUUCCUGCCGCUGCUGAACAGGUCGCCCCGGCGGAGAACGACGAGGCCAUGACGGAGGAGCAGACAGCCACCGACGAGCAAGACGUGACGGGGAAAGCCAUGGAUCUGAUGGACGUUGACGAACAGACUGUGUCACAGCCGUGA